Messenger RNA from Mauremys reevesii (Reeves's turtle), 2701 nucleotides. Its product is annotated as caspase-8-like. The transcript is spliced from 10 exons. Gene Ontology annotation, molecular function: protein binding; cysteine-type endopeptidase activity. The record is from RefSeq and is a predicted model, not a curated record. Lineage: Eukaryota; Metazoa; Chordata; Testudines; Geoemydidae. Gene Ontology annotation, biological process: negative regulation of extrinsic apoptotic signaling pathway via death domain receptors; proteolysis. Bases 170 to 1621 code for a protein of 483 amino acids.
GCAUGACUUCCUGUUGGGACUGAGAAGGAACAAGAUCCAGAGGCAUUUCAUCCACUGAGCUGCCUGACUCCAAAAGCAACUGAAUUUUGCUAGGAACAAGAUCCAGAAGCAUUUCAUCCACUGAUCUGCCUGACCUCAAAAAUCUGAUUCCUCAUCUCUCAGCCAUAAAAUGAGCGCAGAUAUAUACAAGCUUCUCUUCUUCAUCAGCGAGGAACUGGACUCGGAAACCCUGAUGGCUCUGAAGUUUCUGAGUCUGCAGUACAUCCCAUUGAAGAAUCAGGAAGACAUUCAGGAUCCCAAGGAUUUCUUCCAAAAGCUCCAGAACAAGAGACUGAUAGAGGAAGACGAUCUGUCCUUCUUAAAGGAGCUACUGUUCAGAGUAAACCGCAUAGACCUCCUGACUGGUAAACUGAGCUCCAGCAGAGACGAAAUGGAGAGGGAGCUUCAAAUCCCAAACAAGGCAAAAGUUUCACCAUAUAGGCAACUACUUUACAGAAUCUCUGAAGAAAUAACUAGUGAAGAAGUUGCCAGUGUAAGAUUCCUGCUGCAAAAGGAACUACCGAAGAAGAAGCUUCAGGACAAUGCUACCAUAUUGAAGCUCUUUAUAGAAAUGGAAAAAGCUGGGAUAAUGAAUGAAACCAAACUGAAGGUGCUGAAGAGUAUUUUACGGGACGUUAGACCUGACCUGGCGCAAAAAAUUAAUACCUACGAAGUAGAAACACAAGCCCCAGAUGAAUUGAUCACAAGCUUGGAACCUCCUUUUCAGAGCCUGACAUUUAGCGAAGGUCAUAUUCACCAGGAAGUUCCCUGCCCUAAAACAUGUGCGUUUGUAGGCCCAGGUGAAUCGGGAGCAAAGGAAGCAGUGUCAGUGUCAAAGCUCGAGAACCCCUACACAAUGGAGAAUAAUCCUCAUGGCUAUUGUGUGAUACUGAACAACUCUGAUUUUAAAAAUCCUGAUGAAACCAGGAAAGGCACAGACAAAGAUGCUGAGGCUCUGAAACGGGUUUUUGAGUGGCUGCAGUUUGAGACAAUUGAGCACCGAAACCUAGAAGCAGAGGAAAUCUGUAAGACAAUCAAAAAGUAUAGCAGCAUGGACCAUAGCAACAUGGACUGUUUCAUUUGCUGCUUGCUCUCACAUGGCGAAAAGGGUAAAGUACGUGGGACAGAUUGGAAUUCUGCAGCCAUCAAAGAUCUGGUCUCUUGCUUCACUGGAUCUGAGUGCCCCUCGCUCGCUGGCAAACCCAAACUCUUCUUUAUUCAAGCCUGCCAAGGUAUGACAGGGCAGAAAAGUAUCCCAGUGAAAGAAGAUUCUUCUCGACAGCUGGAGGCAGAUGCUUUACCCUUGCCUUCCAUUCCUGACUGGGCUGAUGUCCUCAUUGGUAUGGCUACAGUGGAAGACUUUGAGUGCUACAGAUACAUAGAGAGAGGCAGCGCGUUCAUUCAGUGCCUCUGCAAGGAAAUAGAGUCUUUCUGCCCACAGUGCGUGGAUCUGCUGACCAUCCUGACACAAGUCAACAAAAAAAUGGGAGAAAAAGAUUUUAAUGGGAAAAAGCAGAUGCCGGAAAUAAAAUCAACCCUGCGGAAGCGACUGAUCUUCCAGGUGCCAACGCUAGACAAUUAACCAAAGCAAUAAGAAGUCUGGGAUACACUAAAUUAGGAGCUACUUUUUGGGAUGGAUUCAACUUGCAGUUCCAAAAGACAAAUGGACUGGAUUUGUUCAGUUAGGUCCCAGUCCUGCAAGGUACUGAGGGCCCUCAACUCUCAGAUCUCCAUCUCUGCAAUGGCUCAGCGUCCUGAUUUCCAGAUCUGCAGCUGUCCGAGUCACCAAAUGGCCUGACUAUGUACGUGACUGACCUGCAUCUGUCUACUUUAGUAGGAGUUGAGAGUGCUCAGCACCUUCUAGCAUUGAUCCCUUGGUCCUGAUUUCAAAUGAAGAUGCACUCUGCAAAAUCUUGAUUCCCAAACAAUGGGGAAUUGUACAGUUUCCAUUUGUCAAUGUUAUUCAGAGAUGAUAAGGCCAAAAGGGACCAUUGUGAUCAUCAGGGAUCCUAUUUUUCUGUGAUAAGAAAAUCCCCAAAAUUCUCCAGUAAAAAAACAUAAAAAUCUGUAUUUUUCCACAAUUAAAAUUAAAAGCUGAAUUUUAGUUUCUCUAGCCACAAUAUGUAUAGGUAUCAGUUCAACGCAAUGGUUUAUUGAUAUAUUUAUAAUUUUUUAAGCAAGUUCAAAGCCUACCUGUGCCAUUGUGGGGGAGGGAGGAUAGCUCAGUGGUUUGGGCAAUUGGCCUACUAAACCCAGGGUUGUGAGGUCAAUCCUUGAGGGGGCCAUUUAGGGAUCUGGGGCAAAAAUCUGCAUGGGGAUUGGUCCUGCCUUGAGCAGGGGGUUGGACUAGAUAACUUCCUGAGGUCCCUUCCAACCCUGAUACUCUAUGAUCAAACAAUAAAGUAAAAUUAAUAGAAUUGCAAUUUGUAUUUUUUACCCAUACCAAAUAUUUGUCUGUAUUCUAUAUUUUCAAAAAAUUUUGGUUUUUUUAAAUGCAUAAACACUUGAAUGAUACAGUCACAGUGAAUUGUUUCUUUACUGUUGCUGGUCCUGCGAGUUCAGCCUCUUUUUUUUCAUUUCUUUUCAUUCAGUUUGUUUAACACUUUCCAUGUGCUCUACAACUGUCUGCCUUUGAAUGUAAUCUAUAGCCUUGCUGCAUACA